UGGUGCCUAAUAUGUAACAAGUGAUCCGUAUGUGAGGGUGCAAUAUGGAAACUUGAAGAGACGAACAAAGGUUAUGUACAAAACGUUGAACCCUAAGUGGCAUCAAACGUUGGAAUUCCCUGACGACGGCAGUCCUUUAGAGUUGCAUGUCAAAGACCACAACGCGUUGCUACCAACAUCGAGCAUAGGUGAUUGUGUUGUAGAAUACCAGAGACUGCCUCCAAAUGAAAUGGCCGACAAGUGGAUACCACUACAAGGAGUCAAAAGGGGAGAGAUUCAUGUUCAGGUUACGAGAAAAGUUCCGGAACUAGAGAAAAGACCGGGUCUGGACCCUGAACCAUCCUUAACAAAAGCUCCUCAAAUAUCAAGCCAGAUGAAACAAAUGAUGAUCAAGCUUCAAUCUUUAAUUGAAGAUAGCAACCCCGAAGGGAAGUCAGCUCCGUUGAGCGAACUCGAAACUCUUCAAGAUAUGCAAGAAGAAUACAUGGUACAGCUUGAAACCGAGCAGAUGCUUCUACUGAACAAGAUAAAGGAGCUUGGUCAGGAGAUUUUGAACUCAUCCCCUCCUCUAAGCUGAAGAUCUUCUCGAAGUUGAAGCGAUUCUUUACAUUCUGAUAUCACACGUUAAGAUGAUCGUUCUACCAAGAUUGUUUCGCUUGCCCCGGAAAUGCUUACAGAAAAAAGAUCAUGUACAUCACACGCGGCACAAUAAUGAUCAACAGAAUAGGCAUCACUGCUUCAUAGAUUUGGCUGAUUGAUAGUACUUGCAUUGCUUUU
Hibiscus syriacus is the source of this 777-nucleotide messenger RNA. RefSeq lists its product as uncharacterized. The transcript has 3 exons. Bases 74 to 577 code for a protein of 167 amino acids. Lineage: Eukaryota; Viridiplantae; Streptophyta; Magnoliopsida; Malvales; Malvaceae. The record is from RefSeq and is a predicted model, not a curated record.